Rhipicephalus sanguineus (brown dog tick) is the source of this 699-nucleotide messenger RNA. Its product is annotated as neprilysin-1. Gene Ontology annotation, biological process: proteolysis. NCBI's taxonomy places the organism in Eukaryota, Metazoa, Arthropoda, Arachnida, Ixodida, Ixodidae. The coding region runs from base 1 to 699 and encodes 232 amino acids. The record is from RefSeq and is a predicted model, not a curated record. The transcript is spliced from 6 exons.
AUGGACAGUCCGCUGUAUGGACCGUUCGAAAAUGAGAUACUCGGCGAGAUACCUGUUCACAGUGGCUGGGGGCAGAGCGCCACUCAAAAGCUGGCCAUCGCGUACAAUGCUUGCGUGGCCAAUGAGAACCCCGACCGGCGAAGUCUGGACGAACUCAAAGCGUUAUUAGCAGAAAGCGGCUUCGAGAAGUGGCCCCUUGUUAGCAAAAAUAAGAAGAACCUUGGCGACUACAAUGCGGUGCUGCUCAAAACUGGGAUGGCACCACUCUUCAGUAUGGGCGUGACAAGAGACACAAAGCACCUUUCACGCAACAUCAUUGUGUUGGACCAAGUCGGCUUCUCUCUCAUUGGACGAAACGAGCUCAUUAAACCGAAGAAGAAGAAAUACAAAAGAAGCGUGGAAGCUUACAAGGCUUUGAUCAGAACUGCUCUGAAUGUCAUGAAUCCGAAACUGAAGCCUGCUACUGUCAGCGACCUCACAGAAGAAAUAUUUUCUUUCGAGAGCCAGCUAGCCAAGAUGACUGCCUCUAAGGAGGAGAGACGGGACGUUCUUCGACUCUACAAGAGGACAACACUGCGAGAGCUCGAGAGAAAGUUUCGAGGAGCGGGCUUUGUUCAACUACAUGGGUUGGCGAGCGGUGCUUAUGAGAGCAAGCCACGCUUCCAAACGAUUCCGCGCAGCCAAUCUGGACUUCAGUAA